Molecule: messenger RNA, 1976 nt
Organism: Panthera uncia (snow leopard)
Lineage: Eukaryota; Metazoa; Chordata; Mammalia; Carnivora; Felidae
Gene: GSDME
Product: gasdermin E
Exons: 9
Coding region: 75-1562 (495 amino acids)
Biological process (GO): programmed cell death
Cellular component (GO): cytoplasm
Source: RefSeq, a predicted model, not a curated record
AAAUAGGUGAGAUAAUAACUUCCUAUUUAAUUUGGGGGUAACUUUUUUUUUCCAGGUAAUCUGGGGCUCUCAUCAUGUUUGCCAAAGCAACAAGGAAUUUUCUUAAAGAAGUUGAUUCUGGAGGUGACCUGAUUCCAGUAUCAACCUUGAAUGACUCUGAUAAAUUAAAGCUUCUAGGUCUGGUGACCAAAAAAAAGAGACUCUGGUGCUGGCAGAGACCCAAGUACCAGUUUUUAUCUGUCACCCUUGGAGAUGUGCUUACAGGAGACCAGUUUCGGAGUCCAGCGGUUGUGGAGUCGGACUUUGUGAAAUAUGAGGGCAAGUUUCAAAACCAGCUGAGUGGGUCCAUCGAGACGGCACUAGGGAAGGUCAAGCUGAGUAUUGGAGGCAAAGGCCUUGUGGAAAGGCAGUCUUCAUUUGGAACCCUGAGGAAGCAGGAGGUGGAUUUGCAGCAGCUCAUGAGAGAUUCCACUCACAGAGCAAUAAAUCUGGGAAAUCCUGUGCUGCAGCAGGUGCUGGAGAGGAAGAAUGAAGUCCUGUGCGUCCUAACACAGAAGAUAGUGACCACGCAGCAGUGUGUGAUCUGGGAGCACAUUCAGGUGGAGGAGCAGUGCGGCGGCGUGGUGGGGAUCCAAACCAAGGUGGUGCAGGUGUCAGCGAAGGAGGAUGGGAGUGUCAUCAAGGACACCAACGUGGUGCUGGAGAUCCCGGCUCCCACCACCAUAGCCUACGGCGUCAUCGAGUUGUACGUGAAACUGGAUGGCCAGUUUGAAUUCUGCCUCCUACAAGGGAAGCAUGGUGGCUUUGAGAUUCACAGAAGUGACUAUGUCUUCCUGGACCUUUCGUCCUUUGAAGAGUUUCCGUUUUGGGAAAUGCCAGAUUCUGGACCAGGACCAUCUGCCCUGGAUUGGCCGCUGAAUGUUUUAAAACAAGGGACUCUGCUCUUGGAGAGGGAUUUCCAUCUGUUUUUGGAGCUGCCAGAACAGCAACAGACAGCACUUAGUGACAUACUCCAGGCGGUCCUGUUCGAUGAAGAAUUGCUUGUGGUCCUGGAACAAGUGUGUGAGGACAUAUUAAGUGGCCUGUCACUCCCAAUGGCAAUACUGGGGAAGCUGACGCCCUCACAGCAGCAGGACCUCAUGGCUUUCCUGUGUCUGGUGGGGUACAGAAUGCAGGGCAAGUGUCCAGGCCCAGAGGAUGCAAUCAGCAACCAGGAACUCUUUUCUACAGCCUACUUCUUGGUCAGUGCACUAGCAGAAAUGCCAGACAAUGCAGCGGUUCUGCUGGGUGCUUGCUGUAAACUCCAGAUUAUUCCUGCGCUGCGUCACUUGUUUCAUGGUCUCUCGGCUGAUGGAGUAUCUGAUCUUAAAAACCCAAUCUUGGCUCCUCUGAAGGAUCUAGAAAGGUUUGGCGUUGCACAGCGUUUGUUUGCCACAGUCAACGUGAACCUGGAGAGACUGCCGUCAUCCAUAAAAGUCGUCACCGAGGAGGACCCCAACACUGUCCCACGAAUUCUUUACAUAAGCCUCAGUGGGCUCUGUGCUUUACGCAGAGCACAUUAAUAACAUCACAUGUGAAUUAGAAGUACAAGACCAUCAAAGUUAGGUAUUUUUCAGAAUUGUUAAGAUACUACUGAGUUUAGCUACCAAGAGGCCCAGUGUCUAAGGUAACUCCAGCACCCAAAGGGUUGAGAACUCUAAGCUGGUGUUUAGUUAGAACCCUCUUCUACAGCGAGAUAGGUCCAUCUAUCACUUUCUUUCAUAAACAAAGACAGGUGAGUCUAUAGAACAUGUGCUGAUUGGGGAAAUGAACUGUAAAUACCACUAUAGUAUACAUAUUCCUCUGCUAAAUAAAAUUAAAAUGAUCUCAUAGCAGGACACCCUUCCUUAGGGGUCUAGCUAUAUGCAUUUCAUUUUUGUCAUGCUUUGACUAACCUACCAAUUCUAGGUCUAGAACAAUGCUGAUUUCCUAUGCAU